Molecule: messenger RNA, 1834 nt
Organism: Amoebophrya sp. A25
Lineage: Eukaryota; Dinophyceae; Syndiniales; Amoebophryaceae
Source: the annotation of a GenBank genome assembly
UGCUUUAAGUUUGGCAGUCUUGGAUCCAACAGUGCUAUACCAACUAUCGUCAAACAGGGUUGAGCAUUGAGAAGGAUUUCCCACAAAAUCAAUAAACUGAAACAAAAAUGGCUGUGAUGAAGAAGAGCGUGAUGAAGCGGGCUGCGGCUCCAACCAAGAAGACGGAUGGCAAGAAGCCCAAGGCUUCAGCUGCUUCUACCUCUGGUCUUGAAGAGGCGGUCAAGGAAGAAAAGCCUGUCGCCGUUGAGGAGGAGAAGGAAGAAAAGUCUGAGAUGGACAACGAGGAUGCUGAAGAUGAUGCUGAGGAUGUUGACCAGGAACAAGAUGCUUCUUCUGACGAGGACGACGAGGAGGAGCAAGAUGAAGGAGAUGCAGAUGAUCAAGAUGCAGAUGAUCCUGAAGAUGCUAAGUUAAUCAAGCAAGCUCUGGAAAAGAAGCAUCCUAAGACGAAGAUGGAUUUGAAAAACCGCAUCUCUAGUGGCAAGAAGGAGGACUACAAGAAUCGUGCCACUCUCUACAUUGGCCACUUGCCCAAUGGCUUCUUUGAACCGCAGCUGAAGGACUUCUUCCAGCAGUUCGGCAACGUGACGCGCUAUCAGCUGAUCCGAGCGAAGAAGAGUGGUCGUUCCCGCGGUUACGCCUUUGUGGAAUUCGAACUCAAAGAAGUUGCCGAGAUCGUGCAGAAAACGAUGCACAAUUACCUGCUGUUCGGUAGAAAACUCGACAUCCAGAUGUGCCCGUCGUUGCCUGUUAUGAGAACAAAAAUUCUAGAAAAAAUACUAGUUGGUUGUUGUAGCUUUAGGUCUACUUCUAGAGAUGAAGGAACAAGAUCCCAGUAGAAAAUGAAAAUUCCUGAUUUUUUGGUCCGAGUAGUACUCAUCCAUGUUUAUUAGAUUCUUUUUAAGAGCGGACUUGACAAGAAAACCAAAUUAGCCGUAUACGAAUGAACAUCUUCUUGUUUAAAUAACGUAUUUUUAGAUUCUAGAAGAUAACCGCCCAAAUCUCUCUCUUCGUCUAAUCUCUGUGGCCAGAAGGACGGGCAUAAGGUCUGGCGCAAAGCUGCUGGUUUUUUCCAACCGGUCGCGAAGCAGCAAUUGGCCAAGCAGCGUGAACAGAUGAACCCAGAAAAGAGGGAGAUCACAGUCACAACUACUUCUUCCUCUAAGCAGGAAGAAGAGAAGAAGGUCACUGUCUUCACAACCAGACAACAGGAGCGUGCACGUAAGAAAUUGGAGAAGUUGGCCAUGCUGAAGGACUACGGAAUCAGCACUCCAGUCGCCUCAACAGUGCAGAAGACUUUGAUGGAGAACACCGAGAAACUGGCGAAAGCGAAGAUGGCUGCAACGGAAAUGGCUAAGAAAUUGAAUGCUGAGGCAGCAAAGGGUGACACUAAAAAGAAGACAGAUAGUACCAAGGCUGACACGAAGAAAGAAACUGCAUCAACUAAAGAGAACAAGAAGGCUGUAUCAGCUUCUAAAACGACAGCUGCCGCGACGAAGAAGGUUGUGAAAUCAGCAGUGAAGACGAAGAAAAGUAGUGCUAUGAAGAAGAAGGCCGCGAGCAAAUGAGCAAGGAACAGAUCAUGAUGCAUGACAAUCUUUGUCUUUCGCGAACGCAUUAAUAACCUACAUUCUACUGUCUUGAAAGGGCGAAUAUCCCUCUUGUGGGCAAAGUAAAAAACAAAUGCUUACAUGUACAUCACAUGUUCAUGUUCCUACGUAUAGGAAAGGGGAAAGAACAUGACCAAAAUGGAGCGGUGACUCUCGUACCUUAUUGUGGAAUUAUCUCUCCACGACCUUGCAUUUUAGUGUACCUAUGUAUAAAAAACGCAUGA